Ascochyta rabiei is the source of this 1779-nucleotide messenger RNA. RefSeq lists its product as uncharacterized. The record is from RefSeq and is a predicted model, not a curated record. The transcript has a single exon. Gene Ontology annotation, biological process: negative regulation of phosphatase activity; negative regulation of transcription by RNA polymerase II. Lineage: Eukaryota; Fungi; Ascomycota; Dothideomycetes; Pleosporales; Didymellaceae. Bases 1 to 1779 code for a protein of 592 amino acids. Gene Ontology annotation, molecular function: phosphatase inhibitor activity; transcription corepressor activity; chromatin binding.
AUGGCCGCAUCCACGCAGAGCACGCUAGAGGGCAUCGAGCGCCGCCGUGCGCAGCUCCAGGACAGCGUGGAGAAGCUGCAGCGCGCGCUCACGCACUGGACCACGUGGGAAGCCGAGUACCACAUGUUCAAAGAGGAGAUAGAAAGCGCCCAUGACCCCUCGCCAUCACAGAUGCGCGCCACAGCCCAAGACCUCCAGGCUUCUCUGCUCAACGAGAAGGAGGUCGACGAGCUCCUGGGCAAAGACCGCUCUGCUAACCAAGUCGUUGACCUCGUGCAACGGCGCAUUGACUAUGUGCAGCAGAACAGCGCCACCAUUGAAAGGCAGCUCGACGCCGCUGAAAAGCAGCUCGCCGGCGUCGACGUGCUCCUCGACCCGGGCGUCGAUAACGAAGAGGGCCUGCCCAUGAUGGACAUCGAGGAAGAGCUGGACGAAGAGGGCAACGCCGUCUCGAGCUCCGUCAACCAGACCGGCAAGGGCGCGGCUGAGGUAGUGGAAGCUCUGCGCAAAGCUGGCGUGCAAAAGGCGGAUCUGGACAAGAUGAUGCAGGCUGUUGGGCAGGGGCAGAAGCAGACGCCUGUGGCAGACACUGUCCCAGUCCCAGUCCCAGCGUCCUCAGCACCAGCAGUGACGGAGGCACCACCCAUCGCUGAAGCCAAACUCGAUGCACCAGACACGACAAAGAAGUCGGUGUCUUUCGCAGAGGAAGUCGAGGUCGAACCGCCGAAAGCACGAGCUGCACUGGAAAAGGACGGCUACAACGAGGACCUCGAACCUCUCAACUUUACCCGAGGAACCAAGGUCAUCGAGCUCGAUCAGGACGACAACAUGGUCGCUUCAUACCCGGUCAUCCCACAAGGCGAGUCGCCCGAGGACGCUGAACUGCGGCGCCAAAUGCUGCAGUACGGCCUGUCUGAAGUCGGCCAAGUCGUUGCUGAGCUCGACCUCGACAAUCCUACCGCUGAGUACUCUGACUUCGACGACGAUUACGACGAAGAAGAGGACGAGGAUGACGAAGAAGAGGACGAGUACGGGCGCAGCACCAAGCCCGCGGUCACCGACGACUACCGGCAGCAGAUGCUGGAACUCGAGAAGAAGCUCAAUGCGCGCAUGCUUGAGAACGUCGGGCCCCGGUCCCAGGACGACAACACGGUAGAGCAGGCUGAGAGCGUUCGUUUGCUGAAGGUGCAAAAAGACGUCAAGUUCGACGACACCAUCAGUGCGGCCAUGCCCAAGACAGCGGCAUCGCAGUCUGGGAAGAAGGGCGUUCGCUUUGCCGACGACCUUGACGUGUCUGGGCCAGUUCAGGCGCCAGAGGCCAGUUCAGCUUCGUCGAAAUCGACAUCCACCAUGUCAGACGUGGUUGAGCGCCCUGCACAGCCGUUCCAAGCGCCCGCACCUCCCUCCAAGUCGGCGAGAGUUUCACGGUUCAAGAGCGCACGCGCUACAAAUCAACCACCGCAAAUGCUUCCCAAUCCACAAAUCUACGAGGCGCCGCCUAUGCCGACCGGCCCUGCUGGCCGCACGUUGGCCAACACGGUAGUCGAGCACGUCCCGUCGUCUUCCGAGCCCUCCGCGCCUGACGAGUUCGACCCAGCGGUGGUCAACCGUGAGAUCCAAGCCGAGUACCACAAAGCACGCAACAAGUUCAUCCAGCAGCAGGGCGGGUUCAAACCGACGGAAGAAGACGAGGCGAGUCCGAUCGUGGAAGAGCGCAACGGGAGGACUAAGAAAGUGAGUCGUUUCAUGGCGGCUAAGCUGCGGGCGGAGGGUAUGUAA